AUGGGUGUACUGAAAAAGACCACUGGUCUUUAUGGGUUAGCAGUAGCUCCAAAUGCCCAUCACACUCUUGGUGCAUUGUAUGGUAAAAUACUGAGGACCUUGAAAAAAAUGCCUGAAGAUUCCACAUACCGUAAAUAUACUGAACAAAUUGUUAAAGAACGUGCGGCUGUGCUAACUAAGACAAAAGAUGUGUUUGAAAUUGAAGCUAAAAUCAACUGUGGUCAAGCUGAGGAAUUGAUUGUCCAGGCUGAAAAUGAGCUAAACCUCGCAAGGAAGAUGCUAAACUGGAAGCCAUGGGAGCCAUUGGUGUCCAAACCUCCAGCCGGCCAAUGGGACUGGCCACCUACAAAAGCUUGA
Arctia plantaginis is the source of this 357-nucleotide messenger RNA. The record is from the annotation of a GenBank genome assembly. NCBI's taxonomy places the organism in Eukaryota, Metazoa, Arthropoda, Insecta, Lepidoptera, Erebidae.